Jatropha curcas is the source of this 504-nucleotide messenger RNA. Lineage: Eukaryota; Viridiplantae; Streptophyta; Magnoliopsida; Malpighiales; Euphorbiaceae. The record is from RefSeq and is a predicted model, not a curated record.
AUGAGAUAUUAUCUCAUAGGUCAAGACUUACGGGAUAUUAUCGGAGGAGAUAAUACUACACCACCAGUUGGGGAUGCGAAAACUCUGAAAGAGUGGGAGACAAAAUGCGGGAAGGUGAUGUAUAUGCUGAUGGUUACAAUAGAAGAUGAGCAGAUGCAACAGAUCAAGUCGGCUAAAACACCAAAUGAAGCGUGGAACAUCCUUAAGUCUGCUUUUGCCAAGAAGAACGAAGCAAAACUGCAACGGCUCAAAAAUGAGUUGUUCUCAAUCUCGCAACAGAACCUCACUGUAAGUCUAUACUUUUCUAAAGUAAAAUCUUUAUGUGAGGAGAUUUCAAAAUUAGAUCCAGACAACGAGAUCAACAAGAGAAGGAUGACGAGGAUCAUCAUCUACGAUCUAAGACCUGAAUUUAAGGGUCUUGUGAUUGCUACUCGUGGUUGGGCUACACAACCAACCUUAGACGAGUUAGAGAAUAUCUUAUCCAAUGAAGAGACUUUGGACUAA